AUGAAUAAACGUGGGAAUUAUCCCCAAAUUAAUGACGAAAUGAAAUGUAUAGAAAAUGAAAAUAUGGAUUGUAAGUUAAAUAACGAACAUAAUACCAAUUAUAAUAAUAGCCAAAUAAAUUCGUAUAAUAAUAAUAAUAAUAAUAAUUACUCAGGUGUACACGAAAAUAAUGAACUAACAAAUAGCAAUUUAUGCUUAAACUCAAAUAUACUACAACAUAAUUAUUAUAAUAACAAAAUAAAAGAUUCGGAGAGAUAUUAUAAAAAUCGUAUUUUGAUAGAUCAUAAAAAUAAUAUGAACAAUUCUGAAAUAAAUGAAUAUAAUUGUGAUAAUGAAAAAUAUCGUGAAAAAAUGUAUAGUAAUUCUACUAUUAAUAUUGGAAACUACAGGAAUUAUAUAAAUAAAGAUAAUUGUGAUUAUAAUAUUAAUAUGUAUAAUAAUACGAACAAAAUUGCAAAUACAAAUAUUCAUAUUUUAAAUGAAACGAAUAAAAAUUCUAAUUAUCAAAAUAAUUCAAAAAAUCAUAAAAUAUAUACAGAAUGUGAUAAUGAGCAUAUAUCAGGAGAAAACAACUAUACUAAAUAUAUCAACAGUAUUAUUAAUAAUGGUAAUAUAGGUGAUGCCACUAAAAAUAAUUUCCCUGCAAGCAAUAAUAAUACUAGUUCAAAUUUUAAUGAUCAAUGUAACGACAUAAAAAAUAAAAAUAAUAGUAGUAAUAAUUUUCAACAAUAUAAUAAUUCAAUUGUAUAUGGACAAAAUAUGUCUAAUAAAGAUAAUACUAAUAAUAAUCAAUAUUAUGAAUAUGUAAAUCAUAAUUUUAAUAUGGGACCCCCAAAUGGUACUACAAAUUAUCUAGACAACGGAAUAAAUAGAAAUAGUAAUAAUAAUAACAAUAUUAAAGAAAAUUAUUUAUUGCGAAAUAAUAUGAUUAAUUCUUUGGAAGGUCAAAGAUAUAAUACCAAUGAUUCUGGUAAUAACAACUACAAAGAAAAUAGUUUUAAUAAUCAUAAUUAUCCAAACUAUUCUGGUGAAUAUAAUGAUAAUUAUAGGAAUGAGGAUAGAAAUACAAAUGGAUGGAAUUACAAUACAUAUUAUAAUAAUAAUUGUAAUAAUCCUAUUGGUGAAGAUAGUGAUAGUAAUUUGGGAAAUAAUAGUGACAAUAAUAUUUGUAAUAAUACCGUUACUAAUAGUAACAAUAAUAAUACAGUUAAUAUAAUGAUCAGCAAUAGUAAUACUGGAGAUAAUAAUAUUAAUGACCAUGUAAAUAAUAAUGUUGAUACUGUUCUUUAUAAAUAUAACAUAAAAAAUAAUACUGAUCAUAUUAUUUUAUCCACAGAUAAUGAAAAAGGUAGAUUUGAUUCAAAUAAUAAUAUAUAUAUGAAUAAUAAUUAUUUAAAUGUAGACCAAUGUUAUGCAAAUGAUACUAUUAAUAGAAAAAAUACAAACCGAUGUACAAAUACUAGUAUCAAUAUUGAUAGUAGUAAUCCAACUAUUGCAACUAGUAGUAUUUAUGAUGAUAAUACUAUUAGUAAUAGUAGUUUUAGUAACAAAACUAUUGGUAAUAAUAACUAUAUGUUUAAUGUUACUACACAAAAUUGUGAUAUGAUAAAUUCAAAUAUUACUACAAAAUAUGAUACUUCAUUUUUAAGUAAUUUUGAACAAGAUGAUAAUGAAUGUAAUACUGAAAAUGACAUAGAUAUUGAUACAGUAUCUGAUGAUUAUUAUAAUAAAACUAACUAUAGAUAUGAAAAUAUCAACCAAGGAAAUUCUAAUAAUAAUGCUUUUGAUGUUAGGGAUUCUGGAGGAAGUAUUGCCAAUCUGGCCAGUAUAAACGAUUCUGAUUUAUUUAACCAAUACAACAAUCUAGGUUUAAACGGAAUAGUUAACAAGUUUUCUGGUAAUACUAAUAUUAAUAGGCAAAUAAGUAGAGCAAAUAGCAAUUGUAGCAAUAAAAAGUAUAGCAAUUCUAUUCCGAAAAAUAAUGAAAUAACAAUGCUUUCAGAUCAAACUGUGGGAAGUUAUAAACAAUAUCCAGAAAAUAAAAAUUUUAUUUAUUCUGAUACAAAUAUGUGUAAUAAUAUAGAAAAUAGUAGAAACGCUCAAGAUUAUGAAAACAAAUUAAAUGGGCUAAAUACGCAAGGUGUAGAAAUAACAGAUAUACGAAAAGACGGUGAUAAUAUAAAUACCAAAAAUGUUAAAUAUAAUAAAUAUCAAAAAAAUGACAAACUUAGUAUUAACAGCAUAAGUAAUAAUAGCAGUAAUAAUUAUAUACCUUCUAAAAACAAUAACCCUUCUAAUUAUAUUUUAGAUAAUUACAAUUUAAAUGAAUCCUGCAAUAUCCUUAAUAAUAAUGGGAAUAUAACUUCACUUGUUAAUAUAAGUAGCAGUACAGACAAACUACAUAAUUAUAAUUAUAAUAGUAUACAUAAUAUAAAUAUGAAGGAUUCGAAUAUUAAUAUGGGCCACUUGGAAAAAUAUUCUAUCAACGUUGUGAACAAUAUAUUAAUAGCCAAUCCUAAGGAAUAUAAAAAUUCUACACAAAUUGAGAAUAUAGAGAAUACACAACUAUUGUAUAAUGAUGGAAAUAAUAGCGAUGCCAUGAGUGCUACUAGAUGCAGCAACAAUAAUAAUGUAACUAAUUAUAGAAAAAUUAAUAAUAAUAUAAUAUUUGAUCAUAACACAAAUAUUGGGACAAAAGAAGGGACAUAUAGGAUUUGCAAAAAUAUGAAUAAAAAUUCUGUGUCAGGAAGUAUAUGUAAUCAGUUAUAUGAUAAAAUUUCUGAAUCAAAUAAUUUAUCAAAUUAUAAUGUAAAAAAUGAAAAUAUUGAUAAUAUAGCUUUCUUAUUAAAUUUAAAUAAUCAAAAAAAUAAUAGACUCAGUAAUAAUUCUAAAAAUUAUAAUGAUAUGAAUGUCGUGACUAAUGGUGAACAUGAUACCCACUAUAUUAAUAGCGUGAAUAAUAUGAAAAAUAUCACCACAAAAUAUUAUAGUAAUACAAAAAAAAACAUAAAUAGUGAAAAUACUUAUGAUUAUUUAACUAACCAACCAUAUGAUGCCAACAUUUGCACCCCUGGCGGAAGUAAUAAUAAUAUAAACAGAGAUAACAAUAUAUAUAACGGAUAUGGUAAUAAAAAUAAUAAUGACUAUACUCAAUGGGCAUUAAACUCUAGGCAUAUGGGUUCUGAAGAAAAUAAAUCAUCUAUAAAUAUGAGUCAUGGUUAUAAUCCGAACAGUUAUUUAGUUGAUAAUAAUAAUAAUAUGGUUCAUAGCAAUAGUAGAAAUGCGAAUAAAUCAUUACCUACAUUGUGUGAUAAUAAUAUGUAUAACAAUUAUAUGCCAUUAAAAAAAUAUUACGAAAACAAUUACAACGGCAAGAAUAAUAAUAUAAGAAACAAUCCAAACGUCUGUACUGACAAUAGCAAUGAUAUAGACAGUGAUAUAGCUAAUGACAUGAAUAAUUUAAAUAUGCUAAUUAUCCCUAAAAUUAAAGGAGUUCGUUUUGACAAAUCAGGGCGACGAUGGGUAGCUAGUUGGAGUCAAAAUGGAAAUCAAAAAAGACAAUAUUUUCCUAUCAAAAAAUUUGGUAAAGCACAAGCAAAAUAUUUAGCAAUUUAUGCACGAAUAAAAGCUGUUAAAUGUAUGCAAAAAAAAACAAAUAAAAAUCCAGAAAAUAAAAGAUCAUACUCUAAAAAAUUAACAAAUAAAGAUAAAACAAAACAAGAAAAAGACGAAACUCAAAAUAUGGAAUAUUUUAAUGAUACAGGAGAAGAUUAUAUAGAUAAAUUUGUACCUGAUGAAAAUAAUUUAUGUCACAAUGGCAGCGAAAGUAGUGCCAACAAAACCGAUGAAUUAUAUAAUGACUCAGAGGAUGAAAAUUAUACAAAAAGUUUUAGUAGAUAUAUGACUGGGGAUAACUAUAAAUUAUUGCCUAAUGGUACACCCAAUACAACUGAAUUUAAUAAUUAUAUGAAUGGUCAUAAUAAAACAGAAAACAAUUUACAUACUCUUUCGAGAGAUAUUAAUCAAAAUGAUAAUCCUACUAUUAAUACAAAUAUAGAGAAUGGUGACAAUACUGAUAGCAACAGUAAUAGUAGUAGUGAAGUUGAUGGUAAGCAAAGUUGUUCAGGAGAAAAAACAAAUUUAAAUAGCUACAUUCAAGAGGCUGGAAAUAUUCAAAUGAAACAAUAUGUUCACAAUAUAAAUAAUGGCGUAAAUAAUCCUGGCGGCAGUUAUAAUUUUAAUAUGAAUGACAAUUCAUUAUCAGAGGAAAAAAAGGAUCAAAUUUACGGAGUACAGGAAAAUACAACGAACAUAGAAAUUUCACAUUCUAAUUUAACAAACGAAUUAAAGGACAAUCACAAUAAUACCAUUCAGUUUGGAAAAUAUCCAAAUAUGGCAAGCAAUAAUAAUGAUAUUACUUCGAAUCAGUUUGUGAAUAAUACCAAUUUAAAAAAUGACAACGAGAAUAUUGAAACAUGUGAAAACAGCGAAAACAAUAUUCAAAAUAGUUUGGAAAGUAUAAAUAAUACAAAUUCUUAUUCAUCAGAACCUAGUAAUACAAAUAAUGACCAGACAGGAAAAGGAGGAGAUUUGCUACUACAAAUAAAUGGUGAAAUUAACUCAAAUGGACAGAUGGUGAUUCAAAAUGAGGAAAGUAGUAAUACUACCAUUAAGAAUGAUGAAAAUGUUUCGGAAAAAAAUGAUAAAGGGUUUUAUGAUCCAAAUUUAGUAACAAAUAAUGUAAAUGAUAAUAACAUUAAUGAAAAAUUAAAAAAGAUCAUAUUGUUAAUUGAAAGAUUAAAUGGGAAAAAUAUGAAAAUAAUAAAAAACCCAAAUGAAAAAGUAAACAUCCAAUUUAUCGAAAAUGAUGUCACUAUUAAUAAUCAAAAUGAUAUCACUAUUAAUAAUCAAAAUGAUAAUUAUAUUAAUAAUAUUCAUCAAAUAAAUAUGCUAAAUUUUAAUGAUAAAUUAUUAUUAUUAAAAAUGCUAAAUGAAUAUUACAUGAAAGGAAAUUAUUUGAAGAAUAAUACUUCGAAUGAUUUGGCUGAUAAUAAAGAGGAAAAUGAACUAGCAAAUAUUAAUCAAAAUUUUGAACCCGUUGAAGAUCAAAACACAAAUACGAAUCACGUUGAUAAUGUAAAUAUUUCGAAUCAGGAUGAUGAUGAUGAUGAUGAUAACAAUAAUUUGAUCUCAGACAAAUUGGAAAAAGAAAUUCACAGUACAUCUAAAAAACACACAAAUGAAAGAACAUAUGAUAAUUAUGCUGAUAUAAAUAAUAAAAAAGUAAAAACAAGUUAUGAAGAUAUUGGCAAUAUUAUGAUAUCAGAUGUGGAUCAAAACGACAUAUUAAAUGAUAAGGAAAAAACAAAUGAUAUCACCAAAAGUGAUGAGAGUAGUAACAAUGACUUAUUGAAUUGUGGAGAGUUGCAAAAUAAUGAGGUAACAAACGAAAUGAAUAAAAAUAAGACAAAUACUAAUGAUUCAAAUGAAACGGAUAAUGGUAGUACCGACACAGAAUUAUUAUCUGGUGUUAAAAAUGGAAUUGUCACAAAAUUAAAUGACACAAUCAGUUGUAAAUCAAAUAAUCAAGUAGAAUCUAAAGAGGAUCUAAAAAAAAACAUAACUGAAAAGGAAGAAAAUACAGUCAUAUUUAAAACAAAUAAUCAAAAUAUUGGUGAUGAAGAACAACAAAAUGAUUCAUAUAAUGUGAAUUCUUUGAAUGUGAAAAAUAAUCAAGAAAAUAUAAUAACAACAAAUGAUGAUGCAGCAACCAUAUCCACUUCAACAGCAUCUAUUAAAAAAAUUUGUAACAAUGAAGAAAAUAUAAAUAACAAGAAUAAUGAUAAAAAUGAAAUAUGUGAUCCAAAUGAUUUAUCUAGAGAUAUAGAUUGCAAUAUUCCUAAUAAUAGUAAUUCUGAUCAAUCAAAUUGUUUUUUUAAAAAUUAUUAUACAUAUGAAAAUCCAAAUAAUGUGAAUAAUAUUGGACUAAAUUCUAAUAAUAAUUAUGAAUAUAAUUGCAACAAUUCUGUAAAUUAUCAAGUAGAUGAUAAUGUUAAUAAUAACUGUGAAGAAAAUGAUGGUGAGGAUACUGAUGAAAAUCAUAAAAAUACAAAAAAAGUUGAAUCAUUAAGUUCAUGUCCAAAUACUGUUAUUAAUGGCCUUUGUGAUAAAAUGCCUCAGAUAAAUAAUGUCACAUCAAAAGAAUUACAAGUUCAUGACUAUACCAAGCAAAUACCAUUUAAUAAUAAUUCGUUAAAACAUAAUAACUCUUAUCAGGAUUUUUCUAUAACAUCUGAAAAUGCCAAUAUCAAUUCUAAAAAAUUUAUACCCUAUAAUAUUGGUAAUAAAACUAACCUUACAACUGCAUCUAUUUCUACUACUCAUGAACCCACUGAUACAUCCACAAUUGCUAGUCCUCAAAGAAGUCACCCCAACGAUCAUUUAAUAUGCGAACUGAAUCAUGAACAAAAUAUGAAUGAUACUAAAAUUGAUACAAAUUAUUCUGAAGGAAAUAAACCAAAUUUUAUCAAAAAUGUAUUACAUAUAAAUACUGGAAAUGAUAACUUGAUUAAUGACACCAAUGAACUUGAAAAUGAUAUAAAUGAUGAUGCUAUUAAUGAAACUGAUGAAACUACUAAUAUAGAUGAAAUUAAUAACAGUAGAGAUUAUUGUAAUGAUUUGGAUAAAAAUAAAAUUGAUCAUUCACAAUAUAAGCAAUAUACAGAACAUGUUGAAAAUAAUGAUAAAGGUCAUAUUAUUCAUGCUUUUCCACAAUAUUCUUUUGGAAAUCAUUAUGAUAACAGAAAUAAUCUUUCGAAAAUAAUACCUACAAGUGAAAAAGGACAUAAUAAUGGUUAUCCAAUAAUUGUAGAUACAAAAAAUGGAUUACCUAAUACAAACAAUAUGGAUAAUAUUAAUGAUACGAGUACUAACCUUUCUAGUAAUGAAAACACUGCCAAUUAUGUUAAUAUAAAUAAAGAAUAUAAAAAUGUGCAUAUUUCUGAAUUAUCAGAUAUUGAUAGAAACAGGAUGAGCAAUACCCAAUAUUUAAUAAGAAAUGAAUACGAUAAUUUUUAUUCAAAAAAUGAUUUAUUUUAUGAUCCUAAUUAUUCUACACUUAAUAAAAAUACAGAUAGUAAUAAUAGUCAUAUUAUCGAAAAAGGGAAUAAUAUAUUACUUCAAAAUGGCUUUAAUGUUGAUAUGAAUAUACCUUAUAUGAAUUUAACCAAUUUACCAUCUUCUGAUAUUGUAAAUAAACAAAUAUGUAUAGAAGAAGAUCAAAAAAAUGAUCUAUCUUUUUUGAAUACACAACUUUUUAAUUAUAAACAUAAUAUGGGUAUUAUGCAAAAUGCAAUCAAUCCUAACAAUGAUCAUGAAAAUGUUCAACAUACAGGAGAUAAUAAUGGAACCUUAUAUAAUACCCGUAAUAAUAAUACUAAUAAUAUUAGCGAUAAUGCAUAUAAUAUUCCUACGAAUAAUACUCCAUAUAUAAGCCAGAUGGAAAUAUAA
Molecule: messenger RNA, 7509 nt
Organism: Plasmodium yoelii
Lineage: Eukaryota; Apicomplexa; Aconoidasida; Haemosporida; Plasmodiidae
Product: AP2 domain transcription factor AP2-G3
Exons: 1
Coding region: 1-7509 (2502 amino acids)
Biological process (GO): regulation of DNA-templated transcription
Molecular function (GO): DNA-binding transcription factor activity
Source: RefSeq, a predicted model, not a curated record